UCACCGCGUUAUCCUCAUUUCAAAUUGCACAACUUAACAUCAUCACAACAACAAGACAAGCAACCUUAACAUCUCAAUUUUUGCAAUCUUACGUCCAUACAAUAUUACUUUCAAUAAAUUUGUUCCUUCUCAUAACCUAUAUAGACUAUAUAGUCACUCCCAACUACCAAAACUCAUCUCCCAACAACCAAAACCUCAACUCCAAGAAAAAAAAGAGAGAAGAAGAAUGGCAUCUCCGAUCAAAACAAUAGUAAUUCUAGUCCAAGAAAACCGGUCAUUCGACCACAUGCUAGGAUGGAUGAAAACCCUAAACCCGGAAAUCAACGGCGUCACGGGCUCCGAAUCCAACCCGCUCCCCGGCUCCAACGGCCUCCUCUUCCGCGACGGGUCGGCCUACGUCAACCCGGACCCGGGCCACUCCAUCCAAGACGUCUACGAGCAAAUCUUCGGCGUCGAGUGGACCCCGGAGGCCGCCGCCUCAAACCCCGAACCCACCAUGACCGGCUUCGCCCAAAACGCCGAGCGCAAAGAGGCCGGCAUGUCCUCCACCGUCAUGAGCGGCUUCUCCCCGGACUCCGUCGCCGUCUACAAGGAGCUCAUCUCCGAGUUCGCCGUCUGCGACCGCUGGUUCGCCGCGGUCCCGGCCUCCACCCAGCCCAACCGCCUCUUCGUCCACUCCGCCACCUCCAGCGGCGCCUCCAGCAACGACACCAGCCAGCUCAUCGCCGGCUACCCGCAGAAAACCAUCUUCGAAUCCCUCCACGAAGAGGACCUCACCUUCGGAAUCUACUACCAAUAUCCACCAUCCACAUUGUUUUACAGAAAUUUAAGACAGCUCAAGUUCAUUUUCAACUUCCACCAGUUCGAUCUGUCGUUCAAGCGCCACUGCGAGGAGGGGACGCUGCCGAACUAUGUGGUGGUGGAGCAGCGCUUCUGGGACCUGGCGAUACUGCCCGGGAACGACGAUCAUCCGUCGCACGACGUCUACGAGGGCCAGAAGUUUGUGAAGGAGGUUUACGAGGCGCUGAGGGCUAGUCCGCAGUGGAAUGAGAUGCUGUUUGUGAUUAUUUAUGAUGAGCACGGUGGGUUUUACGACCACGUUCCGACUCCGGUCACCGGCGUUCCUAGCCCCGACGGCCUUGUGGGCCCCGAGCCGUACAAUUUCAAGUUCGACCGACUCGGGGUUAGGGUUCCGGCCAUUUUUAUAUCCCCGUGGAUCGAGAAAGGCACCGUUGUACAUGGGCCUUCAGGGCCAACAGCAACGUCAGAAUUCGAGCACUCGUCUAUACCGGCAACCGUUAAGAAGAUAUUCAAUCUAAAGGAGUUUUUGAGUAAACGAGACGAAUGGGCCGGCACUUUUGACGUAGCUUUGAACAGGAGCAGCCCUAGAACCGAUUGCCCCGUAACCUUAGGGGAGCCAUCGAAACUGCGGGAGGCAGGGGCGAACGAGGAGGCGAAACUAUGCGAUUUCCAAGAAGACCUGGUGCAGUUAGCUGCGGUUCUGUGCGGUGACAAGCGCAGCGACGAGGACUUCCCGCACGAGCAAAUCGAGGAAAUGACGGUGGCACAAGGAGCCGAGUAUGUGAAGACUGCCUUCGACAAAUUCCUGAACGAAUGCAACAAGGCCAGGGAGGAAGGCGCCGAUGGAUCCACCAUUUGCAUACCUAAAACCGGCGACGCCGCUGUCAAGCCGGCUGAUUCCAACUCCUUCGCCUCCAAAUUGAUCGAUUGCCUUGGUUGUGGUCGUGAUUGAUUCAAUGUUUUUGCGUGUGUUUUAAUACUCGUCGCUUUUUUUUUCAAAAAAAACUGGAUCCGUUAAUUCCUUGUUUUGUUUCGUUUGUGGCUGCUGUUCAAGUGUUUGAUGAUAGCGUUGUUAUCUUAUCGAAUUUGAUUCGUAAUUUUCUUUAUGUCAUAAGACAAAAGGUCACACCAUUUUGUGUUUUCUAUUUAUGUAUCUUGUUAGUGUCAAUAUAAAUUAAUAUGAUAAGGAGAAUUUAAUAUUUACCUAUACGGAA
Molecule: messenger RNA, 2015 nt
Organism: Salvia splendens (bonfire salvia)
Lineage: Eukaryota; Viridiplantae; Streptophyta; Magnoliopsida; Lamiales; Lamiaceae
Product: non-specific phospholipase C4
Exons: 3
Coding region: 227-1753 (508 amino acids)
Biological process (GO): phospholipid catabolic process
Molecular function (GO): hydrolase activity, acting on ester bonds
Source: RefSeq, a predicted model, not a curated record